Drosophila grimshawi is the source of this 785-nucleotide messenger RNA. RefSeq names its product putative defense protein 3. The transcript is spliced from 3 exons. The record is from RefSeq and is a predicted model, not a curated record. Gene Ontology annotation, molecular function: oxidoreductase activity, acting on metal ions. The coding region runs from base 213 to 740 and encodes 175 amino acids. NCBI's taxonomy places the organism in Eukaryota, Metazoa, Arthropoda, Insecta, Diptera, Drosophilidae.
CGGCAGACCGAACCGAACCGAGAAAUGGUAUCCAAAAAUCAAGACACGAGCAUAUAGCCGACAAGCGAGCCACUGAGCCGCCCAAGCCAGGCCAAGUGUGAGCUUUUUUUUGGACGCGAGGCUUUAAAAGCGCCAACGCCGCCGGCCACUGCCAGAGUUUUAACAUUUGAUUAACGCAACUCGCGCGCGCAACUCGACUAACUGUAAUCGCAAUGGCAAAUCGAUGCUGGAAUUGCCAACGAUGGCUGGCAAGUGUUCUGCUCCUGCUGCAGCUGCUCGGCAAUGGGUUGGGCUUUCCGGAUGGUGCACCCGCCGAUACGUGUGUUAAGCAGCGUGCGAAUCAGCCCAAUCAUGGCAAGGCACGCACCCAGCCGGCGCAAACCAAUCCAUUUGAGGUGGUCGCCAGCGCACAGAACUAUCAUCCCGGCCAGCAAAUCUCUGUGGUCAUUUAUCCGCAGCAGCAGCAUCAGUCGACGACGUUCCGUGGCUUCUUUCUGCAGGCGCGUGAUGCCAGCUCUAACGAGUGGAUUGGCGAAUGGGUGCAGAGCGAUAAUACCAAGACCAUACCCGAAUGCUCGGCCAUAACGCACUCGGAUAAUCGUGAUAAGUUGGGUGCCAAGUUAAUAUGGAAGGCGCCGCAAAAUAAACGCGGCAAUGUCUACUUUACCGGCACUGUCCUAAAAGAUUACGGCAAUUUCUGGAGCGACAUUGUGGGCAAGGUGCAAACGCAGCCGGAAUGAGCUGCAUUUAUUUUAAAACAUAAAUUCAGUCUUAGAAUUGUAUAC